This is a messenger RNA of Aquila chrysaetos chrysaetos, 4328 nucleotides long. RefSeq names its product osteoclast stimulating factor 1 (gene OSTF1). The transcript is spliced from 10 exons. Gene Ontology annotation, biological process: signal transduction. Gene Ontology annotation, molecular function: protein binding. Lineage: Eukaryota; Metazoa; Chordata; Aves; Accipitriformes; Accipitridae. The record is from RefSeq and is a predicted model, not a curated record. Bases 157 to 771 code for a protein of 204 amino acids.
UCCUUCCUUCCUUCCUCCCUCCCGCCGCGCACCGCUCCCGGGAGCCCGGCGAGGGCUCGCGCUGCCGCCCCCCGCGCCCGUCUACCGCGGGCCCGCUUGCAGGCAGCCGGUCGCCGCCCCGCCGCUUCCCCGUCCGCGCUCGGGCCGGCCCCAGCCAUGUCCAAGCCGCCACCUAAACCGGCCAAGCCAGGGCAGGUUAAAGUGUUCAGGGCCCUGUAUACAUUUGAGCCCAGAACGCCAGAUGAACUGUACUUUGAAGAAGGAGACAUCAUUUACAUCUCAGAUAUGAGUGAUACAAAUUGGUGGAAAGGAACUUGCAAAGGGAGAACUGGACUAAUUCCAAGCAACUAUGUGGCAGAGCAAGCUGAGUCUAUUGAUAACCCACUGCAUGAAGCUGCCAAACGUGGCAACCUAAGCUGGUUGAGAGAGUGUUUGGAUAAUCGAGUUGGGGUCAAUGGCUUAGACAAAGCAGGAAACACAGCUCUGUACUGGGCAUGCCAUGGAGGCCACAAAGAUAUAGUGGAUGUUCUGUUUACUCAGGCAAACCUAGAGUUAAACCAACAGAACAAACUGGGAGACACAGCUUUGCAUGCUGCUGCAUGGAAAGGUUAUGCAGAUAUUGUAGAGAUGCUGCUGGCAAAGGGAGCAAGAACAGAUCUGAAGAACAAUGAGAAGAAACUGGCUUUAGACAUGGCGACCAAUGCAUCUUGCGCUUCCCUGCUUAAAAAGAAACAGAGUGCAGAUUUUUCAGAUCUUGUUUGUGCCUCCUGACACCACCCCAAAGGCUUGGGAUCUGGUCCCAGGUCUCUGCAGCAGAACCAGAAAACAGAGGAAACCUCUGUCUAUGAAGCAGUGUGAAGAGCUUGCACUCCUUCUAUUAAGGAGCAGGACAGUUUCUACUAGCUAGCUGUAAUCUGGAAGUCAACUGCCCCAAAAUGCUGUAGAUGUAACCGAUACUCCAAAAGUGAAAGGAGGACUACAAUGGCUGCUUUUCUAAACAUCCUGAGAUCAGCAGAGGCACUCACAUACUUAUAGUUUGUUUAAUGCAUACAUCUGUCUACUGACAACGGCAACUGUUCGUGGAUGAUAGUUCAUAAAUCACUGUAUGGGACACACCGGAGAUGCACAGUGCAGAAGGAUGUGGCACUUCCUUGUAUGAACAAGGAGAGCUAUUCUGCUUGUUCUGUGUCCACUACCCUCUAUCUCUCUAGCUUGUUCAGCUGUACUACAGCCACACAACUUUUGUAAAAAGCCAUACAACUUUGCAAAAAGCAUCUUAGGGACACCCAAAGGUUGCCAGUGAAAUAUACAUUUGCCAGGCGGAAAGCGGGACCACACAAACAUAAAUGGCUCAUACUCCCUUUGUUACUGCAGUAAGACAUGUUCUGUGUGACACCUGUGGGUAAGAGCAAAUAGGGGGGGACCCAGGACACUCUUGGUUUGCAGGCAUGCUACCAGCAGACAGAGCAGCAGUCUCAGCAACAGGGAUUAUGAAGGCCAAUACUGUAAUAGUUGGCUGCUUAGAAGUUAAGAGGAAUGAUAAGUUAAAUGAUGGUGUGCUUUUCAUCUCUUUCCUCUGCAAGGAAAAAGAGCUGUUUCUUUCUUUUUAUCCCGGCUCCUCUUCAUUUGAUCCCAAACCCCUUCCUCUGUGACAAUGCCUUGCUCACAGUCUACCAGAAGUUCCUGAGAACUUGCUGAUACUAGAUACACCAACUGCUGCUCACGCUCUACUCAGACUGUUCCUUGAUUUGACCAAAAAAUGCAGCCAAUAAACUCAGUCAUGCUGCUAGCAGUGCAUGGGCAUCUGACACUGAGAGCAGCUCUGAGGACUUCUGUCAAGAUAUUUUCUGGAGCACCCCCUGCCUCCUCCCCCAAUCUGCUCAUUUCUUAUCUGCUCACUGGGUAGUGAUUGAUUAGGGUAGGUCAGCGGGAUAUGAGCUCAAGGCCCAGACUCCUCAAAACAGGGUGGACUUGUCAAAUUUGCUAAUGCUGUUCUUAAUUUUGUCAUGCAGGCAUUUCAUGCACUUGAUACACUCCCUACCCUAGAUGUCUUACAACAUGAAACCCUGUCUUUGCUAAGUUCUUGCAGUGACUUCACAUGAAUGCAAAUUACAGGCACAUGUCCAAGAAAUCAUGGAUUUUGUGAUAUUCCCCUCAAUAAAAUCUUGUCGUUUCCCAGAAGUUUUGUACCUAAACUGGGGCAGGCUUCAUGGAGAUAGCCUGUUAACACCUGUGGUUUGAAUUUAAGGUGGCCAAAAACUGCCAGCAUACAGGAGGGAGUGACUGAGAAGUGAGUGGGUAGAAACACAUGGUAAAAACAUUCUCUGGGAGAAUGAAACCCCAAGAUUUUAGCAGCAUAUAAAGACACCUCUCAUGUAACUUACCCUUUUCCUCAGACAAGGCUUAGAAGGAGAGAUUCAACGUGCAUGCACGUUGACAACUUACACGUCGAUGCUGGAGGGCGGGGUGGGAGAAGUGGGCAACACGCAGAGCAGUAGAUGAGACACCUGCAGUGCAGACUGUUCGCAGCAGUCUCCCAUUCCUGGCCCAAGUUAGAUGUUCCCCCGGCACGGCAGCGUCUGAGCCGCAAGAGGUCACUGGUAACAGCACUAAAAACAGCUCCCAGGUUUCCCAGCCUUGGUGUUCUCCCUCUGCUCCUCACAUCCUGCGCUUCGAGUAGCCAGGUAUCACCCACAGCAUAAGCUGAAACUAACUGACCCUAAACCGCGCCUGUUAGCAUUGCAACAAGGCACGCGCAGCUCCACAGCAGGCACGCACCAAGCAACCUUCCUACAAACCCUCAACUCGCUGGAGGAAGGCACGUGCUAUCUAUAAAAUGCAACCACCCAGCCAGCAGUGCCCAAAGGUUUCUCAGCACAAGAAUAUCUUACUGAUUUUGGUGAAACUAACUGAAGAACAGAAGCUUUAUUUUACUAAAGCUUUGGACAUUUCAACUUCUUCCUCUCCUUGAAUUACAAUCUAAACAAAACCUCUCUCGUUUUCAGGAAACAGGACUAUGUCAGCAUGCCUGUGGGUGACCUGCAGCAUGAAAACCCUGGCCCAGGACUCAUCUUUUCCUCUUCAACUGAGGAAGAGGAAAAGUUUGGUUUGGGUUUUUUUUUUUUUAAAUCCCAAAGUACUUGCAUAUAAAGUAUAAGAAGGUUAUGUUCAGUUCUCCUUUCUGCCUGAUGUCGCUCCCAUCACCUGAUGAUAUUUUGCCAAGCACAGACUGCUAGACAUGCUCUUAUGAGCCCCUUCUCCUCUGUGAGAACUUGUCAAAACUGAUUUUUCUCCAAGAAAUACUCUGGUUUGCAUAUAGCAUUGUACUCUGGCAACAUUUCAUUUUACAAGCUCUAAUUUAUAUCAAUAUAUCAAUAUAUCAAUAGCUGGCAUGCCCCCAUCUUAUUAAAUAAGCCAGAUUGUUCAAAAACUGUUGUGUGAAAAUAUUCAUUUGCCAUGAUUUAAUCACUAACCCAUCACAGAAACAAGCUCACAGGUAUCCUAGGUACGAGAUUAUGGCGAGCUGAUUUGGUUCACUGGGAUUUUAAUGUAGCCCUUGAUUUGUCUUUUCUCUUAUUGUAACACCUGUAGUACAACAACAUACCACAUUUCGCUGGGAGACCAGUAAGAGGUCAAGCUUCAGCAAAGUGCUAGGAAUAAAAGCAUUUGGAAAUGAAACAGUUUUUUUGGGUCAAAAAGUAUAGACAGAGAGAAAAAGAGAAAACAAAUCAACAAACAUAACUUUGCUCUCUAGCUUUAUACUGCAAAAUGUAUGGGAAUGAGGUACCCCCGCUUCAAAGAAAAAGCACCAUGCAUAUGGCAGCAAGGAGAUGUAAGCAGUCUCCCCUACCACUCUCAGUAUUCCAUGUGACUGUAUGGCCGGGUGGCUGCCAGGCUUUCAGUGUGCUAAGUUUAAGAGGAAUAAAACUAAAAGAAGCUUUAAGAAAGUUGAGGGUGCGCCCUACUAUGCAGCUUUUCAUUUACAUGGACAGGCACCACUUACUUUGACAGGUUUUUGCUUGGCAGCUGAGUUGAGCAAGACAUCAUGGUGUUUGAGAAACUGUACAUCUUUAGGCUUCACUCAGAAGCAGCCCUGGGCAGCAGACAUGUCUUACUGUCCCCAUGCAUUUCCUAGAUCAGGUCCCCUGUCUGUCUGCAUUCAGUUUUAUGAGCUCUUUUAAUGAACAGCAGAGUUGUUAGAGGUCUUCUGCAAAUCAGAUGUUGAUCUACUGGCCUUCCUCUGUAACCCCGAAUCUUAUCCGUUGUUACCCUCAGCUUUAUUACUACUACAACUGUUUGCUUGAAGCAAAGCCCUUCUAUUCAGACAA